Molecule: messenger RNA, 2761 nt
Organism: Mixia osmundae IAM 14324
Lineage: Eukaryota; Fungi; Basidiomycota; Mixiomycetes; Mixiales; Mixiaceae
Exons: 6
Coding region: 413-2692 (759 amino acids)
Biological process (GO): nuclear-transcribed mRNA poly(A) tail shortening
Cellular component (GO): P-body
Molecular function (GO): mRNA binding; translation repressor activity; protein binding
Source: RefSeq, a predicted model, not a curated record
GUCCAGUCAGCUUGCAAAACCAAUUGCGCGCCCGUUUGACACGGACAGCAGCGCCUGCAUCGUCGGCCGUCUGAGACGCUCGAUCGACGUGUUGUAAAGACUCUGACUUGUCUUGGUCGCUCGGGCAGCGCCAAUCUUACCUCGCAAAAAGCAACCUGACGACGAACGACACGACAAGACCCGGCUCACUGGGAUCGGGCGAACAGCGGCUUCUGCAUUGGCCUCGUCGCUGUCUGUAUUCUUCGGCGUGAAUCGUACCCGCACUGUCUGUCUGUCAGCUGCCGGACGGUGCCUAUUUGGUCAUCCACGUCUUGCUUGGCACUGAGUGCAGUGUAAAAGCCUUCAAGGUCAGCGCUCAGACAAGAUGAGCGUGGACUCACCUGCCAAAUCAUCUGCCUCCUCGCCGACGAAGAUGUCCGUCUCUGCCUCCAUGGGACCUCUGCCUAGCGCGAGCGUGUCGAGUGCUAGAUCGCCUACCAUGUCGAGCAGCGCUGCCUCGCUCCAGGGCGGUCCUACACAUGGCUUGUCUCAGCCUAUCAAUGAGCGUCAAGGCUCGAGAGAUAGCCUUUCAGCAUCUCAAUACAUGUCCGCUUCUUCUACGCGGCCUUUGUCGCCCAGAUCGCUCUACGCUUCGUCAUCGGGUACAUGGUCUGCGCCCCAAGCCAGCUCCGGCAGCCCUGUCCGGAGCGAAUCGCUCUCGAUGUCUUAUUCGGGCUCUCACACUCAUGCUCAUUCGCAUUCCGGUGCCUCGCCUCUGAUUGCCCUCGACAAUGGCGAGACGGCUUCCAACGGUGCCAAAAGCGCGCGUCCAGACCCGCCCACGACAAGUACGACGACCAGCAACAACAGACGCGGCGGAGUACAGAGUUACAUUGCCCCUGGUAGCGCCAGACUCAAUCGACCGACGAGCGAAUUCAUGCCGAUGAAUUCGAUCGGUCUUAGUCAGGGGCCGACUGCAGAGAAUGAAGCGAUUGAGAAGUUCUUCCAAGAUCUGCAACAUCAUGAGCGUGUCCUCGAAGAGAUGGCUGCUGCUUCCCUCGACCAGAACUUCAAAGAAGAGCUUGGCGCAAUCGAGCAAUGGUUUCGUGUGCUGUCUGAAGCCGAGAAGACUGCUGCGCUGUACAGUCUCUUGCAAAGCUCGACACAGGUGCAGAUACGUUUCUUCAUCACUGUCUUGCAACAAAUGGCACGCUCAGAUCCGAUGGCCGCUCUGCUCAGUCCAGCCAAUCCUAUGCAAGCAUCCAUGGAUACGCAGCUGGAAGCCAAGUUGGCCGCGAUGGGCAUGAAAGCUCCCGGGUCGCCUGGCUCACGUGCGCAGUCCAACUUGCGUCAAGGCUCCUUCUCGACUGCUGCAGAUUCACAUGGCUUUCUAUCUCCUCAUGCGGCCAUGUUCAGCGGUCAGAACUCGACAAGCGGACAUGAUCGUAACGCAUCGGGCGAGGCUGCCAACACGCUUGCCCAGCAACGCGCUCGCCUGAAAGCCAAUGCUAGCCAUCGGAUCAGCGCGCCCACUGCGCUGCUAUCUGCCUCUCAAGCACCUCAGGAGCCACCCAAGUCGCCCGUCUGGGUCCAGCAGUCGCUCUCCAAUGGACCUCGCCGCAGUCCCUCGCCGAAUUAUCUACAGGCAAGCGAGGCGCCACGGUCACCCCGUUCGACGCACGAUAGCUUCGCAGAUCAGCUAAGCCCCCUGGUUGGCGGUAAUUGGGCUUCGAUGGUCAAUACGCCCCUUGCGCCUAUGUUCAAUGGAAGCAGAAGCACCGGCAACAUUGAUGCCAGUAUUCGCGAUGCAUCCAACAAGCUCAACGCGUGGUCUGGCCAUCAGAGUGUCUCUGGCUCUACUUCAGCCAAUGGCAUCGUGCUCGAUGAUGCCCGCAAGUUCAGACGCAAUGCUCGAGGAGGCAGUCAACAGGAUGAUCAGCGGGAGGAGCGCGCCUCGCUGAGUCGGUCUGCUGCUCCAAUCUUGUCGGGAGGCUCCGCUGCCGCUAGUCCGACCACUUACGGCGGACUCGAUCGGCAGCAAGUGGCAGCGCUGACCGCUCAACAGAAUUGGCGCAACGGUAUGGGCAAAGGGCCCAAUGCCUCUAUGCUCGAUGCGUCAAUGUCGCUCGGACAAUCUGUCACGCCUCAGAUGGCACAUUUGCUCAAUCAACAGCAACUCUUGCAGCAGCAGAUCCAGCUACAGCAGAGUAUGGGCUUGACGAACAUGAUGAGCAUGAUGGGCAACGGUCUGCUCUCGCCUGCUGCGAUCGGAGGGAAUCCGCUCUACAAUUCGAUGGGUGCUACGCCCUCUCCUUCCAGCAAUGCGUCAUUCCUGCAGCAAAGUCAGCGAAGAAGCCCAAGGCCGGACAAGUCGCCCAAGCUGGGGACUUUGCCUCCGGCUGGCUCAGGCGCAAACCCGGAUGAAGAUAUCGACAUGCUUCUGCUCAGCGAUGUCUCGGCUUGGUUGCGCUCGCUUCGCCUGCACAAAUAUACAGAAACAUUCCAAUUCAGCAACUGGCGGGAUAUGGUCAUGAUGGACGACAAAGCGCUUCAAGAUAUCGGUGUAUCUGCGCUUGGCGCACGUCGCAAACUGCUCAAGAUCUUCCAGACCGUUAGGGCCAAGACGGGCAUGUCCUUGCCUUCUGACGGACAAUUGCUAGCAGUCUCUGAAGCCAGCACCUCGAGGAGCGCAUCACCCAAUCCAGUGCAAUGAGCAUUGACAUACGCAAACUGUUAUACCCUGCAAUGGACGUGUGACGCAUGUGACGAUGAUGAUUGACAA